CCCCCAGGCCUGGGCGCGAGAGGCCGGGCCCUGCUUCCCGGCGUCGUUUGCCGUCACUCAAAAGUCGUGUGCCUUGCGGGUGCCGUGAUCGAUUGCCAUGCCAGGCCGCACCCACAAAUGCCCCCAGGGCCCCCAUCGGGACUUUGGAUCGGGACUGUGGCCUCACGUCACGGCCGGCGCUGUUAAAUAGCAUCAAUGGCCCCCCAUCCUCGACGAGCAGGUGCUGCGGUGGUUUUUGUUUCCCCUCCCAAACUCUGCUUUCUGACAUCCUCGCCUCUCCACUAGCAUCUGCAUCUCGUCAUUGCCGCCUCGACACUGCAACCACUGCACUUGCGCCGAAGCCGCCUGAGCCCGGUUCGCUCUCAACCGCAGUGCUGCCGCCAAGACCGUCAUGAUGGAGCAGCAACCAUCAAAGAACUCGAACCACCCGUACUAUGACAUCGUCAUUGUCGGCGCUGGUCCCGUAGGACUCAUGCUCUCGACAUGUCUUGCGCGCUGGGGUUACAAGAUCAAGCACAUUGAUAACCGCUCUGAGCCCACGCCCACGGGUCGUGCGGAUGGCAUCCAGCCCAGGUCGCUCGACCUGCUGCGCAACAUGGGCCUCAAGCCCGCCAUCAUGGCUCACAAGCCCGCUAAAGUGUACGAGGUUGCCUUCUGGGACCCCCCCAAGGACGGCUCCGGCAUCACCAGGACUGGCACCUGGGCGUCUUGCCCCGACUUCAUCGACGCCAGGUACCCCUUUACCACUCUUCUCCACCAGGGCUUGAUUGAGCGUGUCUUCAUUGAUGACCUGGCCAAGCACGGAGUCGAGGUUCAGCGGCCGUGGACAAUCACCUCGUUCACCUCCGACGAGCACGCCAACCCUGACUACCCUGUCGAGGUCCACCUCGAGCACACCGAUGGUACCUUCCAGCAGGUUGUUCGCGCAAAGUACCUGUUCUCUGGCGAGGGUGCGCGCUCUAUGGUGCGCAACCAGCUUGGCAUCAACAUCACGCACAAGGACCCCAUCGCCCACGUCUGGGGUGUCAUGGACGGCGUUGUUCAGACCGACUUCCCCGACAUCAAGAUGAAGUGCACAAUUCACUCCCAGCACGGCUCCAUCAUGGUCAUCCCCCGCGAGAACAACAUGGUCCGCCUCUACAUCCAGCUCGCCUCGUCCACUGACCCCGACUGGAACCCGCGCAAGACAGCCACGGUCGAGGAGGUCCAGGCCUCGGCCAAGAAGAUCCUCCAGCCUUACAGCAUCGAAUGGGAGAGAGUCGAAUGGUACUCGGCCUACCCUAUUGGCCAGGGUAUCGCUGACAAGUACACUCUCGACCACCGUGUCUUCCUCGGUGGUGAUGCUUGCCACACCCACAGCCCCAAAGCCGGUCAGGGCAUGAACACUGCUUUCCUCGACGCUCAGAACCUCGCCUGGAAGAUCCACGCCGUCGAGAGCGGCUUCGCUGCCCGCGCGCUCCUAACGACAUACGAGCCCGAACGCAAGGAUGUUGCCGAGUCGCUCCUCGCCUUUGACAACAAGUACGCAAAGCUCUUCUCGGCUCGCCCACCAGCGGCCAACGAGGUCAAGGCCGCGUCGGACAACAGCAGCGACUCCUUCAUGGAAGACAACGAGUUCGUCAAGACCUUCAAGGAGUCGUGCGCCUUCACAAGCGGCUACGGAGUGGCCUACAAGCCCAACGCGCUCAACUGGUCGCCCAGCCACCCGGCCCAGUCAUCUCUGAUACACCCCAAGGGUACCAAGCUCGAGACCGGCCGGCUCAUGAUCAAUGCCAACGUCACACGCGUGGCCGACGCCAACGUCGUGCACCUGGAGCAGGAGAUCCCUCUGAACGGCUCGUUCCGCAUUUACGUCUUUGCUGGCCAACCCGGGGUCAGCGCGAAGGCCUUGAAGGACUUUGCCUUUUUCAGCGGCAAGAAGAAGUCGUACCUGACCUCGUUCCUGCGGUCCGACAUCGACAAGGUCUCGCACCACGAGGCGUACAACCCGCACAGCAUCUUCUUCACCUUUGCGACCAUCUUCGCCGCGCCGCACAGCAAGAUUGAGGUCUCGCGCGACGUGCCCGAGCUGCUGAGCAGGUACCGCGGGCUCGUUUAUGCCGACGACAGGCUCGACCUGCGCGCGCCCAAGGGCGCCAGUGCGGCCGCCCAUGCCAAGAUGGGCAUCGACCCGGAGAAGGGCGGCAUCGUGGUUGUCCGGCCCGACGGGUACAUUGCCAUGGUCGUCAGCCUGGUCGAGGGCAGCGGGACGGUUGAUGCGCUCAACGAGUACUUCAACACCUUCUGCACGCGCCGGCUGGGCGAGGUCAUGUCGCAGCUGUGAGGGGGAAACGCGGAACAGAGAUGACGGGCAUUUGAAUGUGGAUUGAGUUGAUUUCGGGUGCCUGGACAAGUUGGUUUUCGGCAUUUCACACAAAAGGCCGUGGGGAUCUGGAUUCAUCUAGCAUAAGCAUCAUGGGCGUUUGAUUUUGCAGCCUUGCCUCACUUUUCCAAGCAACAAUACCAAUCGUGUUCACAAUGAUCGUCAUCUGCACUGUGUAAGUAGAAGCCAAUGCACUUCAUGACAAGAUUGGGACAGUAUGUGUCCGGAUUCCGGCCAUGUGGUUUGGAUGAUUAGUGUCCAGAAUAGCCGGAUGUGGGUCCCGACCGCUUGGUGCUUAGCGAAGUGGCAGGGGUAUGUGGCAGGUCACGGGGAAAAGAUCGAAGGCGGCCCCGAGAGUUGAUGGGCUUGCACAAGCCUGUGCUUUGGAAUCGUGACAAAAG
This is a messenger RNA of Microdochium trichocladiopsis, 2763 nucleotides long. RefSeq names its product FAD binding domain-containing protein. Bases 392 to 2323 code for a protein of 643 amino acids. Gene Ontology annotation, molecular function: FAD binding. The transcript has 3 exons. The record is from RefSeq and is a predicted model, not a curated record. Lineage: Eukaryota; Fungi; Ascomycota; Sordariomycetes; Xylariales; Microdochiaceae.